AUGGCCGUCACAUGCCAUCUUAUAGCGUUUUUCCUUCUAUUUAAACUGUCGGUUGCAAUCAACAUCUCUGAUCGUGCUUCUCAACUUAAUGAACGAAUUGAUUGUUUUCCUGAUGCUGAAUCGAAAUUUUCUUCUUAUUCAAAGGAUAGUUGUUUAGCACGCAAUUGUCUAUUCGAUGAUUGGUCCCCUUCCGGAACUAUUCAAUGUUAUUUGCGACCCAAUUAUGGAUACAUAUUGAGAGAAAACCCACAACAAACUGCAAAUGGUAUUCGAUUACGAUUGCAACGCAAUCAAGCAGUUGGUAGUAUGUUUCCAGCACCCAUUGAGAAUGUCGUACUUGAUGUACAACAUUAUACCAAUGAUAUAAUUCGAUUCAGAUUAUACGAUGAAGACAAUCAACGAUUUGAGGUACCAAUCCCAUUGUCACCGGCAUCUGGUCAAGUUUCAUCAGCUCAAUAUGAAUUUAAUCAUUGGUCUGAUUUUUCACGUGAUAAUGUUCUUUCAUUUUCAAUCAAACGUCGAUCGAAUCAGGCUACAUUAUUUGAUACAUCACUUGGUGGUCUCAUACUUAAUGAUCAAUUUCUUCAAAUAGUAACACGUCUUCAGUCACCGCAUGUUUAUGGAUUUGGUGAAAAUAAUCAUGAUACAUUGAAGCAUAAUGUUAAUGAACGUAAAACAUGGGGUAUCUUUGCUCGUGAUCAAGGUACUCAUUGGGGAUCAAAUGCAAAUCAAUAUGGAUCACAUCCGUUUUAUCUUGUUAUGGAACAAGCAGCCAACUCUAAUCAAGUUCCAUCAGGUAAUAUGCAUGGUGUUCUUUUACUCAAUUCCAAUGCUAUGGAUUAUUCAUUUGGAUCUGUUCCAUCAUUAACAAUGCGUACAAUUGGUGGUAUUUUGGAUUUUUUUGUAUUUCUUGGUCCAAAACCUGAACAAGUUGUUCAACAAUAUACAUGGCUAGUUGGUCGAUCUAUUUUACCACCUUAUUGGUCACUUGGUUUUCAACUUGCUCGUUGGGAUUAUGGAAAUUUGACACAUAUGCAACGAGUUGUCAAACGAAAUCGUGAUGCUGGAAUUCCUCUUGAUGUUCAAUACGCUGAUAUUGAUUAUAUGGAUGCUGCAAAAGAUUUUACUAUUGAUCCAGUUAAUUUUCGUGGAAUGAAAGAAUAUUUUGCUGAAUUAAAUGCAGAUGGUAUUCGAACCAUAAUAAUUUUGGAUCCGGCUACAAUUGAUGAUCAGGUACAUUAUGCACCAACGAUUGAAGGUAUUCAAGAAGAUGUAUUUAUUAAAUGGGAUGAUGGCAAGACAUUAAUGAAAGGAUCUUGUUGGCCAGGCGAUGUUUUCUUUCCAGAUUUCUUCACAAAUCGAACUCAAUCUUGGUGGUCACGAUGGAUCAAAGAUUUUCGUCGUGUUAAUCUUACGUUUGAUGGACUUUGGAUCGAUAUGAAUGAACCUGCUCUGUUCGAUACAAAUGAACCAGUACCAUGGAACGCACAUCUAAGUGGCAGUAGUUACACACUCAAAUGUCCAAACAGCAAAUAUGAUGAUCCUCCAUAUCGUACUAAAGCUGCAUUUCGUUAUGAUAAUUCGAUGGCUCGACCAAGUCGUCUAUCGGACCGAACUCUUUGUCUAUCGGCUCAACAAGGUGAAAUUGAUAUGAGAACUGGUCAACCAAAAUAUCGUCAUUAUGAUACUCACAAUUUAUAUGGAUGGAGUCAAACAAAACCAACAUUGGAUGCAAUGCGAGAAGCAACUGGUAAAAGAAGUUUAGUUUUACCACGUUCAACGUUUGUUGGUUCGGGUCAAUGGAGUGGUCAUUGGCUUGGUGAUAAUGGUGCUCAAUGGGAAGAAAUGAAACGAUCUUUAAUUGGAAUGAUUGAAUUUAAUUGGUUCGGUAUUCCAUUCAACGGUGCUGAUAUUUGUGGUUUUGAUGGAAUACCCAGUGAAGAAAUGUGUAUUCGUUGGAUGCAAGUUGGUGCCUUUUAUCCAUUUUCAAGAAAUCAUAAUAUUUGGAAAUUACCAGAUCAAGAUCCAGCUUCAUGGUCUUCAUCAGCUGUGUCUAUUAUGGUUUCGGCUCUUCGUCUUCGUUAUACUCUUCUGCCAUAUUAUUAUACACUUUUUUAUAAAGCACAUACACAAGGUACAACAGUCAUUCGACCAUUAUUUCAUGAAUAUCCCACUGAUAAGACAACACUCGAUAUCUUUCUCCAGUUUCUUAUCGGAUCUCAUCUCAUGAUAGCACCUGUUACAGAUAAUGGAGUUCGAGAAGUUCAAGUGUAUAUUCCAUCAUCACAUUGGUAUAAUUUUUAUACCGGUCUACGAUAUGCUGCACAAAAACAAUUCAUAUCAAUAGCAGCACCAAUAGAAACGAUACCAAUCUUAAUCAGAGGUGGAGCUAUUUUACCAACACAAGGCUAUGCUGAAAAUACAAAAUUAUCAAGAGAACAACCAUUUGGUCUCGUAAUUGCACUUGACUCACAUGGUAAUGCUGAAGGUGAUCUCUUCUAUGAUGAUGGUGAAUCAAUUGAUACAAUUGGUUCAAAAGCGUAUUACUAUGGUACAUUCCGAUGGACAUCUAAUAAUCGACAAUUAACAAUCAAUGUUAAUGAAAAUAGUUAUCCUCAUAUGUCAAAUUUAGUUUUAGAUACAUUAACGAUCUAUGGAUUAGAUGAUGUGCCACUUAAAUUCAAUGUUAAUAACAAAGACUUUACACCAACAGUAAGACCACAAAGUCAAAUUAUUGAAAUAAAAGGAUUAGGAUUAUCUAUGGAUGUAAAUCAUGUAAUAACAUGGCAAUUUCCUGAAAUAUUCGUAGUACAAAGACCUAGUAUCAUUGAUACUGAUCCUAAAUAUCGAAUUGAUUGUCAUCCUGAUCCACAUGCUAGUGAUUUUUCAUGUAGAAAUCGUGGAUGUACUUGGGAUACUAGUUCUGGAUGGGGCAUCGUUGCUUGCUUUAUUCCACAAGAUAAAGGUGGUUAUACUCUAGUAGGAGCUCCACAAAAUACUUCUAGUGCUGUGACACAAUAUACACUUUCUCGUCUUUCUGAACCCAAUCAAUUUUCCUUAUUUGGACAAGAUAUUAAAAAUUUAAAUGUUCAAGUCAGUGUUUCAGGUGCUGAUAUGAUACGUAUGACAAUACGUGAUUCAAAUUCAAAACGUUAUGAGGUUCCUGUACCUAUUCGAUGGAAUCCUAUUGCUCCAUCUUCAUCUGUUACACCUAAAAUUAAAUAUGAAAUGACCAAAACUCAAAAUGGACAAGUUGGUUUUCGUGUUCGACGUACAAAUACCAAUUCAAUUCUAUUCGAUACAUCAUUUUUUGCUGAAGGUUUCAUUUAUGAUGACAAAUAUAUUCAAGUAAUUACAACUAUUCCAUCUAGAAAUGUUUAUGGUUUUGGUGAAAACACUCAUAAAUCUUUUCGACAUGUUCUCAAGGAAUCACAUCGUUAUGGUAUAUUUGCUCGUGAUCAACCACCUUAUGGUGCACAAGAAAAUUUAUAUGGUACACAUCCAUUCUAUAUGGUUAUUGAAAAUGAUGGACAAACAUUUGGUGUACUUAUCUUCAAUUCAAAUGCACAAGAUUACAAAUUUGAUGAAUUUGCUGAUGAUCAAGCUAUGCUUACUUAUCGAACGAUUGGUGGUAUUAUGGAUGUUUUAUUCUUUGCAGGACCUAAACCAGAAGAUGUUAUUCGACAAUAUCAACAAGUGAUUGGUACUCCUUAUAUGCCACCUUAUUGGGCACUUGGAUUUCAACUUUGUCGUUAUGGUUAUGAUUCAUUGAAUAAUAUGAGAGCAGCAAUGCAACGAACACUCAAUGCAAAUAUUCCUCUAGAUGUUAUGUAUGGUGAUAUUGAUUAUUUUCGAAAGCGACUAGAUUUCACGUGGGAUCCAGAUACCUUCAGUGGUUUACCUCAAUAUAUCGAUUGGUUACAUUCGAAUGGCAUGAAAUUUAUCACGAUUCUUGAUCCAGCUAUUGAUUCUGAAGAGCCAAACUAUUCUGUUUAUAGUGAAGGACAACGCGAUGAUAUUUGGAUUAAAUGGCCAACACGUCGUAAUGUUCAAUUCAGUGAAACUGGUAAUCGAAAUAUGCUUGGUUAUGUAUGGCCUGAUGGUAAAACUGUAUUUCCAGACUUUUUCUAUCCACCAGCAAUAGAAUGGUGGAAAUCACAAGUUUUGAAUUAUUAUGCUAAAUUGAAAUUCGAUGGUCUUUGGAUUGAUAUGAAUGAACCAGCUAAUUUCGAUACAAAUAGAGAUCGACCAUUUAAUUGGAAUCGCCCAGAAUCAUGGAGUCUUCAUUGUCCUUUGGAUGAACCAUUGGAAACACCAAAAUAUAAAACAUCAAUUUUGGGUGAUUAUCUCUCAGAUAAAACUUUAUGUAUGAUUGGUGAACAAACAGAUGGUCAAGGUGCUGUCUAUACUCAUUAUGAUGUACACAAUCUAUACGGAUGGACAGAAACAAUGGCUUCAUUACCAGCUGCUCGAGCUACAGAAAAUAAACGAUCGAUUGUUAUUAGUCGAUCAACAUUUCCAACUUCGGGUUCAUUUAGCGGUCAUUGGUUAGGUGACAAUUCAGCACAAUGGUCACAUCUUAAAUACAAUAUUAUUGGAAUGUUAGAAUUCAAUUUAUUUGGUAUCCCAUAUGUUGGUGCUGAUAUUUGUGGGUUCGAAGGAGAAACAACUGAACAAAUGUGUCAACGAUGGAUGCAAUUAGGUGCUUUCAAUCCAUUCUUUCGAAAUCAUAAUGGUUUAAGAUAUAGAGAUCAUGAUCCAGGUAAUUUUGCUCCAGCUGCUGUAGCCUCAAAUCGUCAAGCUGUGGUAACACGUUAUCAAUUGAUUCCAUAUUUAUAUACAUUAUUCCAUCGUGUUCAUAUUUCGGGUGGUACUGUAGUUCGUUCAAUGGGUCAUGAAUUUCCGACAAUAACUGAAUGUUUACCACUUGAUGAACAAUUUCUUUGGGGUUCGCAUCUACUUAUUGCUCCAGUUAUUUAUGAAAAUCAUUUUAACAAAUGGGUUUAUUUACCUACAACUGAACGAUGGUUUGAUUAUUAUACUGGUGAAGAAAAAACAACACUUGGAGCAAUAACAGUUUCAGCACCUCUAGAUUUUAUUCCAUUAUUUUUACGUGGUGGUUCUAUUAUACCACAUCAACAAUCAGCUAUGAAUACAGUUGCAUCACGUAAGAAACCAAUGUAUCUUAUUGUUGCACUUGAUCAUCAACAAAAGGCUGGAGGAGAUCUAUUCUGGGAUGAUGGUGAAUCGAUUGAUACUUAUGAAAAAUCACAUUAUAAUUAUUUCAUUUUCAAUUGUGAUUCAACACAUUUAAUGAUUCAACCAUGGACAUACAAGUAUCCGGAGAUGAGUAAUGAUAUCAAAUUAGAAGAAAUAAGAAUCUAUGGUAUGAACAAACAACCAAGUAGAAUUACAUGGAAUGGACAAGAUCUAACACAAUCUACAAAAUGGACAUUUGAUACAAACAAGAAUGUUUUGUUUAUGAAAGAUUUAGCUUUAGAUUUUUCAAAAACACAACAAUUUGUUUUUCAUUAA
Molecule: messenger RNA, 5535 nt
Organism: Rotaria sp. Silwood1
Lineage: Eukaryota; Metazoa; Rotifera; Eurotatoria; Philodinida; Philodinidae
Source: the annotation of a GenBank genome assembly